Molecule: messenger RNA, 2697 nt
Organism: Humulus lupulus (European hop)
Lineage: Eukaryota; Viridiplantae; Streptophyta; Magnoliopsida; Rosales; Cannabaceae
Product: acyl-CoA-binding domain-containing protein 6
Exons: 17
Coding region: 253-2418 (721 amino acids)
Molecular function (GO): protein binding
Source: RefSeq, a predicted model, not a curated record
AUACGGACAAAACGACAACGUUAUUCUAACGUACGCACCUUCCUCUAUCUCCCUAUCUUUCUCGCGCUACCUUCGUUCCAGCUCAGUUUGUCUCAGAAGAGAGAGAGAGAGAGAGAGUUAGCUCAACGAGCCACAACUCUUUCGACUGGUCUCUUUCUCGUUUGGUCGCUUGACUUUCUCAGGAACCAAACAAAAGCAAAAAGGGUUUUCUUGUGAAGCUUUUGCUGUUCAUGGUUGUUUGUGUGAUGUAGAAUGCUUUUCUUUCAGAAGAAGAAAAAGAUGCUCGGUUUUUCUCGAAGACGCAUGAAGUUUGGACGAUUGAAGGUUCAACAAUCUGACUCUACUCAGGGGACUAGAAGUCCUAUAAGGCCACAAUCAAAACGAAAUGGCAGCUCUAAUAAUACUGAAUGUGCUGCCAAAGUUAGUGGUCACUCUGAUGAACAUGAUGAUCGGUAUUUGCCUGCUGCUUCGGACACUGGUAGCUCUACAAUGGCGAACUCUGAGAGUUGGAUGGUGUUGUCAGUUUCUGGGGAUAAACCCACUCCCCGCUUUAAUCAUGCAGCAGCUGUGAUUGGGAACAAGAUGAUGGUAGUGGGUGGUGAAUCUGGAAAUGGAUUGCUAGAUGAUGUGCAGGUGCUUAAUUUUGAUAGGUUUACCUGGACCAAAGCUUCUUCAAAACUUUAUUUGUCAUCGAGCAGUCUGCCAUUAAAGAUCCCUUCUUGCAAGGGCCAUUGUCUGAUUUCAUGGGGGAAAAAAGUACUCCUUGUCGGCGGAAAAACUGAACCAUGGAGUGAGAAAGUAAAAGUGUGGGUAUUUGACACAGAGACAGAGUGCUGGUCGCUUCUGGAAGCAAAAGGAGACAUACCGGUUGCUCGCAGUGGUCAUACUGUAGUAAGGGCGAACUCUAUUCUGUUCCUAUUUGGCGGUGAAGAUGCUAAGAGGAAAAAACUAAACGAUCUGCAUAGGUUUGAUCUCAAAUCGUUGACUUGGCUUCCACUUCAUUUCAAAGGACCUGGACCUCCUCCUAGAUCCAACCACACAGCAGCUCUUUAUGAUGACAAAAUGCUUUAUAUUUUUGGAGGGGCAUCAAAGUCAAGGACCUUGAAUGAUUUGUAUUCACUUAAUUUUGAAACAAUGAUAUGGUCUAGAAUUAAGGUGCGAGGAUACCAUCCAUCACCUAGAGCUGGUUCUUGUGGAGUUCUAUGUGGAACAAAAUGGUAUAUUGUAGGGGGUGGAAGCAGAAAAAAACGACGUGGUGAGACUCUUGUCUUUGACAUUACAAAAGUUGAGUGGUCAGUAGCAAGUACUUCGUUCCCAUCUUCCAUCACCACCAAUAAGGGUUUCAGUUUAGUAUUGGUGCAGCACAAGGAGAAAGAUUUUCUAGUUGCUUUUGGGGGAUCCAAGAAAGAGGCAUCAGAUCAGGUUGAAAUACUGGCCAUGGAGAAGAAUGAAUCAUCUAUUAGUCGCCGUCAUACUCCCAGUAAUGUCCCAGGGAGUUUGCUCUUAGAAAAAUACUCAUCAUCCACAGAUUUGGCCAGUCAACUAAGUCUUGGAUCUUCCCAGCGCACAGUCGAUUCAGUUGCCAGACAAAAUUUAGCAUCAGCAAUUGAACAACAUGGCUCUGGAAGAUUAUCAUUGUCAGAAUCUCUAAUUGAUCCAAAUCCUGUUCCUGGCAAUGUGUCACUUCGCAAGCAGUUUCAUAAUGAGGAAGACUACAGCUCGGUUGUUAAGAUGGUGAAACCAGCAAGCGAAAGUUCUUUUUCACAGGCAGCAGAACAUAAAGUAAGUCAAUCGGAUACAGCAAUUCGUACUAGUUUGACUGGUGGUAAAAUCCAUAUGGAAGAUAUGCUUGCAGCAUAUGACACUGAAAGUUCAAACCUCCAUAACCAAGGAAGUGGGAGCCUGCAGGUUGAUAAUUGUGAUUCAGUACAACCUGAAAAUGAUAGUAAAGCUCCUUCAAGUAUAUCCCAGUUUUAUGAAACCAAAAUGUCCGCACUGAUAAGAAAGAAUGCAAUUUUAGAAGGACAGUUAGCUGCGGCAUUGGCAAGCCGAGAAGCUGUGGAAAAGAUUUCAUCAUCUGCUCUUAAGAGCAAACAGGAGAUGGAGAAAAAGUUGGCUGACAUGAUGAAAAGGAUGGAGUUACUGAAGGAGAAGCUAGCUGGUGUGGAACUUGCACAAGAAGAAGCUAACAACCUCUCCAAUAUAGUCCACUCGGACAAUGUAAGGCUUGAGCACGAUGUAGCUUUUCUUAAGGCAGUGUUGGAUGAUACCCAGAAGGAAUUGCAAUCAACAAGAGGAGUCCUUGCUGGAGAACGAGCUAGGGCGUUUCAAUUACAGGUUGAAGUAUUUCAUCUCAAACAAAGAUUGCAAUCCAUGGAGAACAGGACACCAACACCUCGGAAACCGUUCCACGUUUAGCAUAGAGGAGACCAAUGAUAACAGUUUUUGCAUGUUUUAAUGAAGACAAGCUGAAUGCAGAUCGGAAGAGCCCGCUUAGGUUCUCCACCCUUAAAAAGCUAGUCCACAUGAUUGACCUCAGAAUCAAAUAUGCUGUAUUUCAGUACUGUACAUAAUGUAACCCUUGAUGUAACAUUAUUUGUCAUUUCCACUUUGUUAUUGUUUAGCUGAUAAUUACAGUGUCAACGUUUGAUUAAUGAUUGCCCAAAGGGGAUCUAAUUUUGUCUUCUUGUGUGCUCA